UGUUCACGCCGCGGCCAACACCCAAGGAAUGAAAAUAUAUCAGAUAUCGGCUAGACUUUUCAGUUGUUGUGAAUAACAGACUUUAAAAUGGAUGGAAGCAUGGACGGGAUGACAGAAUAUGAGAAAUAUUUGCAAUUCUGGGAGAUGAUAUUGUAUGGCCCCGGCUUUUCGGACAAUACUAAUUUGCCAACUGAAGACAAAGACGAUGGUCUGAAGGUAUCUGAAGUAGAUCUAGACAUCAAAGCAAAUAUAGCUGCCCAUCAUACCGACAAAUUUGACAUCGCAGUAGCUGGAGUUUACGAUGACACUGAACUGCUCGUUGUCAGACGUGGACAAGUGUUUAAUAUGAAGAUACAAUUCAACAGACCAUAUGAUAAAACAAAAGAUGACCUAAAAUUCAUCUUUGAAUUUGGAAAAAAGCCAUUGCCAUCAAAGCAGACUCGUCAAGAGUUAAUGCUGUCAGACGAAGAUCUUCCUGGCAAAUGGGGGGCUGUUAUUAAAUCAAAAGUUGGCAACUGGCUCAACAUAGCUGUUUUUACUCCGCCUGACUGCGCAGUUGCUAAAUGGUCAUUGAAAAUCGACGUUGUAAAACGCAAGGACAACAAAGUGACAGUUCAUAGAUACCAACACAGCGAUCCUUUGUAUAUUCUAUUUAAUCCUUGGUGCAAAGAUGACCAGGUUUACAUGAGUAAGGAUCUUGAAGAGUACGUGUUGGAAGAUACUGGGGAAAUAUACUGUGGUAGCUACAACUAUAUUCAAGCUCGUAAGUGGAAGUUUGGACAGUUCAAUGGAAAUGUGCUGGAUUGUGCUAUGUAUCUUCUGGAUGACGUCUCUAAAAUCAAAGAUCAUGUCCGUGGAGAUCCAGUGAAAGUUACAAGGGAAAUAUCUAGCUUGGUUAAUAGCUUUGAUAACUCGGGCGUCCUAGCGGGCAACUGGUCUUCGGAAGCGGAUGAUUAUGCCGAUGGUAAGGUUCCCUGGCACUGGACCGGAAGUGUCGAGAUUUUGAAACAGUAUUUAAAAACCAAAAGACCAGUGAAGUAUGGACAGUGCUGGGUUUUCUCUGGAAUUGUGACAACAGUAUGUAGAGCUCUAGGUAUACCAGCAAGAAGUGUGACCAAUUUUGAAUCAGCUCACGGUACUGACGGUAGUAUAACCAUAGAUACACAUUUUGACAGAGCCGGUGACGAAAUGGAAAAGUACAAUGAUUCCGUUUGGAAUUUUCAUGUUUGGAAUGACGUCUGGAUGGCUCGUCCUAAUUUACCGACAGGUUAUGACGGAUGGCAGGCUAUUGAUGCCACACCACAGGAAGAAAGUGGGGGUGUUCACUGCAUGGGACCGAUGUCUGUAAAAGCCAUCAAGGAAGGUAAUAUGAAUUUGCCACAUGAUGGACCAUUUGUUUUUGCCGAAGUUAACGCAGACAAAGUGACCUGGCGUCCAAACAAAAAUGGAAAUAUGAGUGUAGUUGAAAUAAACAAGCACAGUGUUGGAAAAUGCAUCAGUACAAAAACACCGCUCGGAAGAACACCAGUUGAAAGUUACGCGAGCAGAUAUUGCCCGAACAGGGAAGAUAUAACAAAUGAGUACAAGUUUCAGGAAGGUAGUCAGGAAGAGCGUCAAGCAGUAAAACGAGCCAAUUUGCGAUCAACCAAAGAUAACGUGUACGACGAAAAAAAAUGGGAUGUUGUGUUUAGCCUGGACUUCAAACAAACGUCUAUUGGCGAGACAGUUAAUGUUUGUAUGAAAAUCAAGAAUAACAGUAGCAGUGAUAGAACUGUUUUUGGAUCUACAACGCUGACUAGCAUUGAUUACAGAGGAAAACUCCACAAGCAAAUCGAUAGAAACAGGAUCAUAGAAUGGAUGCCCACAGUUCUGAAGGCGGAAACAGAAAUGAGUGUAACUUUGGAUGUUCCUUUUGAAAAAUACUUUGAGAAGUUGGUUGAUGAAUGUUUUCUUAAGACAUCCUGCUUGUAUGAGGUACAGGAAACAAACCAGAUCUUUACAACGAUGGAAGUUAUGGAGCUUGCAAAGACGACCCUUUCCAUCAAGGCGCCCGAGAAAGGGUAUAUCCGAAAGAAGUUUACGGUAGUGGCUACCUUCAAAAAUCCUCUACCAGUAACAUUGACCGAAUGUGAACUUACUGUAGAAGGACCAGGACUUCAAGAAGCAGCCACCUACCCUCAGAAAGAUGUGUCAGCAAACGCCACAUUCACAGGCACGUUUGCCUUAACCCCAGAAAAGGUACACGAAAAGGAAAUCAUAGUGAAAUUUAACGCGAAAGAGCUUCACUCAGUUGAAGGCAAGCACGAUAUGGAAAUAUCUAAAUAACCAGAUUACGUGCCUCCACAAACCUUAAAAGCAUACAAAUGAAAUAAGAAGCGUGUGUUUCUUUAAUUUUAUGAAAUAUACGUUUUUAUCUGUUUGAAGUGAUUUCAUGUACAUAAUGGAUAUUGAUGAUAUGAACUAUUGUUCCAGUUUAAACAAACAGUGCACACAGUGGGUUUCUAAUGCGUUUUACAGGAACCAGUUUCAUCAAUUUUCUUGAUAGUAAAUAAAACCAAUUUGUAAUGUUUUGGACAUGAAAUAGAAAUUAUGUCCAUUAAACAAAUUCAAAGAAAAUAACCAUCAACAUUGUUAGUUUAAGUUAAUUCAAUCUUUUUCAAAAUUUGUUCUAGACUAUUGCUCUUAUUUUCCGAUACAAAUGGCAGAUAUGAUCAGCUUUAAGAACGUAUUUAAAUUGACAUUUCAAAUUUUGUUUUGUAUGUUUUAUUCUCUGGUGAUAGGCAUUUUUACGCUUGAAAUAUGUUUUUUGACACAUUUGUCAGAAAACACCUUUAAUGACAUUUUUUUCUUAUAUUUUUGAGAUUUGUGUGUAUUCAUCAUUUGUUUUUCCGCUAUUGUUUUAUCAAGGAAACUUUUCAUGCUUUAUAUAUAUAUAUAUAUUACUGUUUUCCGUUUUACAUUUAAGACCAUGUAUUGCAACUUCCAUUUCUUUAUUCAGUGUUACAUAAAACAUAAUUAUGUGGUGUAGCAACCAUGACCUUAGCUUUAGGUGACUGUAUACGUUAUAUCUCUAAUCCCUCACCGAUGUGAGUUCGAGACUCGCUUGUAGCGAAGAAUUCUUCAUGUGAGAAAGCCAAGGUCGAUGGUUCUAUCCAGGUGCCCGCCCUUAUUGAAAUAAUGCCUGGAGGUGUCCCCUGAGGUUUUCACCCAACAUCAAAAGAUCGAAUGUCGCCAUAUGACCUAUAACUAAGUCGAUGUUACGAUAAACCCAUCAACAAUAUAUAAGCUACACUCUGAUGAUAGUAAUAAAUAAUGUAUUGGUUGAAGGUGGCUUUUAAACAAUUCGCUUCCAUUUGAAUUCGCUCAAAAGAUAUGUUUUUUACUAAAGCUAAAUAUAACAUGGUGGUUCAAGAAACUGACAAAAUUCCAUUAUUUUCCUAUUUGCAAAGUAACUGCCUUUCUAACUGAAUGCCUUCUACUUUUACCUUUUAACUUUGUAAUGACUUAACAAUAAACUCUUCGUGAAAAAAGUUGAAUUAUUUCUGUGCACCCAUAUUUUUCAAUGAUUAGGUUUUAUAUUUAUUUGUACUUCCAGCUGUCAUUAAACACCAAUCAUUAACUAAAUAGCGCUUUGGUAUGAAGCCUCACAAGAUAAUUGCCUAAUGGAAAGUAGAUAACCCACAUCGUUUUCGUUGUCAACCUGUAAAAUAUCGAGAUCAUUUUAAUAUUGAAAAUGAUUUCCUAUCAAUAACAUAGAGAACGCGUAUGCAGUUCAAAGGAAAUCUAUGUGGAGAGUACAUGCCACUUCGUAGGACGGUUGAUUUACCCGGUUUAGUUUAAUUGUAUCCCAUUAAUCUAGGAUAAGUAAGUCAGAGGUCAAGACCUUCGGCUGACAAAAUAUAUUAAUAUCAGCUUCAGAGAAAUAUGAUUCGGCUGAGAAAAGAUACGUUUCCUGCGAGACUGGUUUUUUUUCAAAGGGUCAUGUGCGCGGUACUUACUCCUUGGUGUUCAUCUUUGCAAGGAGCACACCACCAACAACGAUCCUAUAGGAAUUAGACAUUAGACCUGCAGAGUCUAAUAUUAUUCCCGAUGAUAGCGUUCAGAGCUUAUAUCAGUGUAUGCCAUCAGCCAUUCGUGACUUAUAUGUAUUAAUAAAACAAGGCUAAACAUACCAAAAUAUUGAUUUUCUAAUAUUUGAUGAAAAAUACAUAAAUCUUAAGACGCAAGCUUUGGACGUUAAUUGGUCUUGUAAUUAAACCUUACACAUGUAAUUUUAACAUUUGAGCCGCGCCAUGGGAAAACCAACAUAGUGGCUUUGCGACCAGCAUGGAUCC
This is a messenger RNA of Mercenaria mercenaria, 4334 nucleotides long. RefSeq names its product annulin-like. Bases 88 to 2325 code for a protein of 745 amino acids. The record is from RefSeq and is a predicted model, not a curated record. The transcript is spliced from 16 exons. Gene Ontology annotation, molecular function: protein-glutamine gamma-glutamyltransferase activity. Gene Ontology annotation, biological process: peptide cross-linking. NCBI's taxonomy places the organism in Eukaryota, Metazoa, Mollusca, Bivalvia, Venerida, Veneridae.